AUGGAGUACUAUUGGACCCUUUUCAAGAACAGUACAAGAGGCAGCAGCACCAGUACAGAUCAUCCCUUCGAAGGGCAUAACGGUAAUUGGACCACCCAUGCAUGGGAAUCAUCCGGGUACUAUAGCUACGCCCAUCACGGCCCGCUCAGCUGCGCGCCGGGCGGCGGCGGCGGCGCCGUUCAACCGGCGGUCCCAGCCGAUCCGCAACUGACGUGCCUGAAGCUGGGCAAGAGGCAGUACUACGAGGGCGCCGCCGGUGCGCCGCAGCCCGCGGCGGCGGAGAGGUCGUCCUCCGCCGCGAAGAAGGGGAAGGCGUGGAGCGGGGGAGCUGAGGUGGCGGCGGCGGCGGUUGUGCCGCAGUGCCAGGUGGAGGGGUGCGGGUCGGCGCUGGCGAACGCCAAGGAGUACCACCGGCGGCACAGGGUGUGCGAGAUGCACGCGAAGGCCCCGCGAGUGGUGAUUCUCGGGACCGAACAGCGCUUCUGUCAACAGUGCAGCAGGUUUCACGUAGUAGGGGAGUUUGACGAGUCAAAGAGGAGUUGCAGGCGAAGAUUGGCCGGCCAUAAUGAGAGAAGACGGAAGAGUUCCCAAGAACAAAACCAUCCUCUUCACCGGAAAUAUUCUCAAGACAUGAAUAUGAUGGGGGCAGGCAGGUCACGCGCACCGCCUCUGACUAAUUCGGGCGAGUGUGCUUACUCUCUUCUGUCAUCACUAUCCACGUCAUCUUCAUCGGCGGUCCGGAGCAAUCCCGCGUGGCAUCUGUCCUCACCGUCCGAUGGAGAUCUUCCAGCCAGGUGCAGCGCGGCUCUGCGUGAGCUCAUCGCGGAGAAUCGGGCGUCCGCCUUAGCCCACAGGAACCUCAUGGCCCACUCUAAUUACCUUGUGGAUCAUGACAGCUACAGUAAUGGCUACAGGGUUGGUGGCUCGAUUCGGGCCGGGCCCAUGGGGAGUGCUGGUGGGCACGUGACGUUGGACCUAAUGCAGGACCCGGGCUCGGCAUUUGGGCUUCUGUCCGUCAACGAUCGUGGGCCGGAGUCCAGAGACGGGAAUGAAGGAGAUUGUUCCGAGUUGUGGAAUGUUCCCUUAGGCUACUGA
This is a messenger RNA of Striga hermonthica, 1095 nucleotides long. Lineage: Eukaryota; Viridiplantae; Streptophyta; Magnoliopsida; Lamiales; Orobanchaceae. The record is from the annotation of a GenBank genome assembly.